GGAGAGCACGGGGGUGGCGGCUGGCAGGGGGCGCUGGAGUCUGGAGCAGCCCGUGCGCGGCUCGCGCCCCGGGGUGGCGGAGACUCUGAAGCAGCAGCUGCACCGUGAGCCUCCGGGGCCCGGGCGGCGGCUGGGGGUGAGGUGGGGGGCCGGCAGCCGCCGCCGGGGGUGCAGCAGGCUUCAGCCCCUUUGUUCUCGCGUGCUCCCCCUCGCCGCCCACUCCCCUGCUGUCGCGAGGCGGCGACGGCGGCUCCUCCCGCCCGAGGCAGUCGGGCUCUGCGCCGGGGGCGGGAGGGGGCGGGGGGAAGCGCGCCAGCCGCCGAGAGUGGGGGGCGAUGGCGAAGCUCCGGGUGGCUUACGAGUACACGGAAGCCGAGGACAAGAGCAUCCGGCUCGGCUUGUUUCUCAUCAUCUCCGGUGUGGUGUCGCUCUUCAUCUUCGGCUUCUGCUGGCUUAGUCCCGCGCUGCAGGAUCUACAAGCCACGGCGGCCAACUGCACUGUGCUGUCGGUGCAGCAAAUCGGCGAGGUGUUCGAGUGCACCUUCACCUGUGGCGCCGACUGCAGGGGCAUCUCUCAGUACCCUUGCGUCCAGGUGUACGUGAACAACUCUGAGUCCAACUCCAGGGCGCUACUGCACAGCGAUGAGCACCAGCUCCUGACCAACCCCAAGUGCUCCUAUAUCCCUCCCUGUGAGAGAGAAAAUCAGAAGAACUUGGAAAGUGUCAUGAUUUGGCAACAGUACUGGAAAGAAGAGAUUGGUUCCCAGCCAUUUACUUGCUAUUUUAAUCAAUAUCAAAGACCAGAUGACGUGCUCCUGCAUCGCACACAUGAUGAGAUUGUCCUCCUGCAUUGCUUCCUUUGGCCUCUGGUGACAUUUGUGGUGGGUGUUCUCAUUGUGGUCCUGACUAUCUGUGCCAAGAGCCUGGCAGUCAAGGCAGAAGCCAUGAAGAAGCGCAAGUUCUCUUAAGAGCGAGUGGGCUUGUGGAAAGCAAAGCACAGAAGCUGCACUCAUUGGCAGCAGUCCACCUGCAGAGCCCAUGUUUCUGGCGCAGGAGAUGGAAGGGUCCGUGAGAGGUCUCCGAGAAGCUCCUCCCUUGAUGGCAGCAGAAACAGGCACAAUUUGAAGACUUGGCACCAUAUAGACUGUAUUCCGUGUGUGGUAGUGAUGGCUAACAGGUCGAGUUAUUAGCUCUGUGGAGUAGACAUAAUUCAGGAAACUAUAAGAAGUUCAUUUUCUUUGGAAAAGUACAGUAUAUUAUUUGUACAGUGUAGUAUACAAACUGUUAUGAUUUAUGCUAUUUACAAACAUUAAAAUAGAGUGGUCUGUGUUCUUUUUUAAUUUCUUUUUUUAUGCUUAGAAUACCAGGGUU
This is a messenger RNA of Orycteropus afer afer, 1371 nucleotides long. It is a transcript of the gene KCNMB4, whose product is annotated as potassium calcium-activated channel subfamily M regulatory beta subunit 4. Lineage: Eukaryota; Metazoa; Chordata; Mammalia; Tubulidentata; Orycteropodidae. Gene Ontology annotation, biological process: detection of calcium ion; potassium ion transport. Gene Ontology annotation, molecular function: potassium channel regulator activity; calcium-activated potassium channel activity. The record is from RefSeq and is a predicted model, not a curated record. Gene Ontology annotation, cellular component: membrane; voltage-gated potassium channel complex.